AUGUCAUCAGAUUCACAGCGUCCCAAACAAUGUGUUCACAGCCGUGUGGAAAAGAGAGUAGAAGUUCGACGAAGUCGCCAAAGGCUCGGUCUCCGGAGCCUGACAAGUGGUAGCGGUUUUCACACACAACACCGUACAGAAAGCGCCCAAAGCUUGAAACACGGCAAUAUAAACAGGUGUGGAUCGUCAACAUGUGUGGGAAAAUCAGACGAGGUGGGAGAUGGGGUGUUCGUCGCCCAGCUGCAUCUUGUGGAUGAAAAACGUGCCAGUGAGGACGCCAGAUACAUACAGUAA
Messenger RNA from Opisthorchis viverrini, 294 nucleotides. RefSeq lists its product as hypothetical. The transcript has a single exon. Lineage: Eukaryota; Metazoa; Platyhelminthes; Trematoda; Opisthorchiida; Opisthorchiidae. The coding region runs from base 1 to 294 and encodes 97 amino acids. The record is from RefSeq and is a predicted model, not a curated record.